Molecule: messenger RNA, 1337 nt
Organism: Neurospora hispaniola
Lineage: Eukaryota; Fungi; Ascomycota; Sordariomycetes; Sordariales; Sordariaceae
Product: eRF1 domain 1-domain-containing protein
Exons: 1
Biological process (GO): nuclear-transcribed mRNA catabolic process, no-go decay; RNA surveillance; nonfunctional rRNA decay
Cellular component (GO): cytoplasm
Source: RefSeq, a predicted model, not a curated record
UCAUUUAUCUUGUCCUCGAUGAGCCUAGCAGGACUGUAACACAGGAUUACCCCGCUAAAAAGCAGUGGUGCUCAACUACCCCACACUCAGCCCACAGCACUUCCCUGCCCAAGCCAAACAGCUUUUUCCACUUCGUCAUCUUUCCAAAUCGACUGAUCUUGACCAAUACCACCACCAGCACCACCACCACGACUGCGAAUCGCAACAUUGUGAGAAACUACAAUACCAAAACGACGAGCACAUAUUGGCACACUCGAGUCAACUACGCGAGGAUACACACCCAUUAUUGGCGGUCUCCGAUCCAACGCGCAAUCUACCUCGUCGUCGACCUACCUCGCGACCUUCCCAUACCUUACUCAACACUAUACACAUUGCCGAUUAACUACUUUUCACCGUCCAAGAUGCGCUUCACUAACCCCAAACACUCCCUCUCGACGCUCGACCCCUCAGGCGAAUCGCCCGUCUCCCUCCUCCCCACGACGCCCGAAGACAUGUGGCACGCGCACAACCUGAUCGCGCCCUCGGACCUCUUGCGCGCGCACGCCAUCCGCAAAGUCGUCACCACGGGCUCGACGGGCUCUACGACGUCGGACCGCGUACACACCGACCUCACGAUCCGCGUACAAUCCGUCUUCUUCGACCCGGCCGCCUCGUCUCUCCACGUCUCGGGCACCGUCUGCCAAGAGAACCAAUACGUCAGCUUAGGCCAGCACCACACUUUGGAUCUGGAACUCAACCGGCCCUUUCAGCUAUGGAAGCGCAGCGGGUGGGACUCGGUUUCCCUAAAAAUGCUGGAGGAGGCGGUGGCGGAAGACACGGGCGAGGCCAUGUGCGCGGUGGUGAUGCAGGAAGGGCUGGCCAACAUCUGUCUGAUCACCGAGUUCCAGACGGUCGUCAAGCAGCGGGUGGAAGCCAACAUCCCCAAGAAGCGGGCGGGCGGGUCGGCGAGCCAGGGCGGCAUGACGAGCUUUUACGAAAAGACGCUGGCGACGCUGCUUCGCACCGUGGACUUUUCCCAGCCGCGGCCGUUGUUGUUGGCGAGUCCCGGGUUUGUGGCGCAGGAUUUUAGGGGGUACAUGCAGAGCGAAGGACAGAAGAGGACAGACAAAAAAUUGCAGAGGAUGGCGAAGGAUGCGGUGGUUGUGCACAGCAGUACGGGGUAUGUGCAUAGCUUGAAUGAGGUGCUGAAGAGCCCGGAGGUGCAGGCGACCAUGAGAGACAAGCGAUUUACGGGCGAGACGGCAUUGAUGGAUCAGUUGUACGAUCGGUUGAGGAAGGAUGAUGGGAGGGCGUGGUAUGGUGCGAAACCGGUGGAGAGGGCGGUGAAGGAGGGUGCG